GGCGUAUGUGGUGGUGCUUCGGCUGCUACUUCUGCCUGCCCAUCCUCUUCACCGUCCUCUGCCAAAUGGCCACCCGCAACGUCAACAGCGACUCCAGCUCCACCCAAAAGCAGCGCAGCCAUGACGAUCGCUCGACCAAUCAGAAGCGCCAGCAGCACCAGGCGUUGGAGCGGCAGCUGAACUGCACCCUGCUGGCGUUGGCGGUGGUUUACGGCGUCUGUGCUCUGCCCGAACACGUCUGUAACAUCACGCUGGCCUACGCUAACAUCUCCAUCUCUGAGGAAACUGCCUCCAUGCUGGCUCUGUUGCAUCACUUCCUGUUGUUCUUUAAGUCAUCAGUGACACCGGUCCUGCUGCUGUGUCUGUGCAAGGCUCUCGGUCAGGCCUUCAUGGACUGCUGCUGCUGCUGCUGUCAGGAAUGUCAGCCGAACGCGACUCAAGGCUCACCAAAUAUCAAACUGAAGGCGGCCAAUGAGACGUCCAUCUUCUUCGACAAGGCUAAAGAAACCUCAGCCAUCUUGUCGAUCUCCAGCUAGAGCUAUAGCAUCCAACAUCUCCUCUUCCAUAAAACAACCUAUCUUCUUUUUUAUCCUCAAACUCUGUUUCUCUUCUACCCUAAGGUUUCUUUAACGCUUCAGUUUCCUUUAUCCUUUCUUCUCCACAACGCUUGUUGACCAACGACCAUCUUUUCUUCAUCUUUUUCUGUCCUCUCUCCUUCUCUCAGAGUUUCCAUUUGUAUGAUAUUCCUUUAUGGACACAGUGUUACCCCUUUCAGCUUCCUGUCUGUACAGGAAGUGAUGCUUAAUCCGUAGUGAUUAUUAGAAAACUUGCUGUUCUUGCACAACCACCUGUUGUAAAACCAGGAGCCCGUUUCAGGACCCUCCGAAAGGACACUUUCCUCCAAUUGGUGUAAAAAUGUAUGAUAAGAAAAUCCUGGAUGUCUUCUUUGGUUGGUCUGAAGCUGAAUGCGAUAUUUCUAUAAGGAAGAUCUACUGUGUAAAGGCUAAAUGAGUAGUUUCAAACUGUGAUGAAAGAUUGAUGAGGAGUAAAAAAUAAUCUGCUUUGAGGUUGUUUAGUGCCACACAAACAUAUUUUGGUUUAGUGUAGAAUCAAGUUAGUAACUUCCUAGUUUUGGCUCUGACUAUUAACCUAAUUUGCUGAAAAGAGUACAGUUGAAGCAUUGUAUAUUGAAAUUGUCACAACCUGUGGGGCCAUUGAUCAUUGGUCCAUCUGUCAAACUAUCAAGAAAAAAUAGGUAGACGUCUAUGAAGAGCUAUUAAAAAUAACUAUAUGACAACUAUUUCCACUGCCUGGCGUGAAUCCGUUAGAAACCAAACCUCCUAGGUUAAAGGGGACGAAAACACGCCAACAAACGUCUAAUUUGAGAGAUUAAGAAACCAUCAGUAAGUGAGGUUGUCCAUAUCUGUUUGACAUAUUUUGUUGUGCGCUACUUGUGUAAGAUGUCAACCCUGGUCAGAGUUCAGAUAAAAAGUGGUCUCUAUGUAACAACAAUCAACCAAUCAGAGCUUUGUGAGCAUGAUUAUGAAAGAAUAUGUCUUUAUCUGUUUGCAAACUAUGGAUGAAAUGGACGAAGCUGAACUGUUUAUAGUCAAAUUAUUUUUACAACUUGUGUUUCUGGGAAGAAUAAUGACUGUUUCAGAAGGAAGCAAAGGGAGGAGUUUUGAACAGGACCAAGACCUUAUAAGUGCUGAUGCUGUGUCUUUGUACAGGAAGUUAAACUGUGUAGUACAUUUUAAAGCAUAUUAAUAUGUCUCUAGCACGGUCUUUUCACUCAGACUGUCAAACAACUAGAACAAAAACGAAGAAACAGAAGUUAUGAAUGUAGCUUGUUUUAAUGUUAGAUCUACAACUAAUUACAUCUCUGUGUGAAGGGAAUAGAGAUAGUCAUUUUUCUAUGUCACAAGAAUGUUUAUGCCUUUGUAAUGCUCAGUUUCACAAUGUCAAAUCCAUAUAAGUAUGUGUCAGAGCCGCCUGUGCCUUAGUGCCUCCUCAGCCCUCAGCUAAAUCUACAGAAAUCAACGCAUUCAGAAACAAGAGUAGAAGUCUGACUAAUUUUGUAUUCAACAAACAUAUGUUUUACACUGAAUAGUUACUUUGUAUUUGAAAUUCCAAUAUGGAGAAAGAGCUAGAGCGUCUGGAUGCUAAAAUUCACUGUUUGAUACAGCACUUUUACAGUGGCCCCGAUCUACAGAAGGUCAAGAUGUUUGUUUCCAAUUUUGCACAAAAGAAACAAGACAUACUAACAGCUCGAGUCCCACUGGUGUCGUGUUUGAGUUCCUUGUAAAUGUGAAUGAAGUUGACAUUGAGUGCCCUCACAGAACAGAUUAACUUUAGUGCCUGUCUUAUAUUUGUCUUUUUAAGUGUCUCUGAAGGUUGUUUUUAUCUUGUGAACAAGGCAUAAACCAACCAUUGGGAUGUAGAGGUGGUAAUUUAUAAAUAAAGCUGUGCAAUUUAAA
Notothenia coriiceps (black rockcod) is the source of this 2477-nucleotide messenger RNA. RefSeq names its product prosaposin receptor GPR37L1-like. Gene Ontology annotation, cellular component: signaling receptor complex; plasma membrane. Lineage: Eukaryota; Metazoa; Chordata; Actinopteri; Perciformes; Nototheniidae. The transcript is spliced from 2 exons. Bases 6 to 536 code for a protein of 176 amino acids. The record is from RefSeq and is a predicted model, not a curated record. Gene Ontology annotation, molecular function: G protein-coupled peptide receptor activity. Gene Ontology annotation, biological process: adenylate cyclase-inhibiting G protein-coupled receptor signaling pathway; positive regulation of MAPK cascade.